This is a messenger RNA of Penicillium egyptiacum, 2052 nucleotides long. The record is from the annotation of a GenBank genome assembly. NCBI's taxonomy places the organism in Eukaryota, Fungi, Ascomycota, Eurotiomycetes, Eurotiales, Aspergillaceae.
AUGUCCCUAAACCGCAUCUCUUUCCUCGAAGGGUGGGAACGCAACCGCGCGGCCUUUCUCAGCAACCCCGAAUCGGAGGAUUCAGAUCCGGACGCCUACCAAGAUCUGCCGGAGGGAUCUGUGUCAUCUUCAUUUCCCUCCACAUACAGCAGACUGAAUUUCAACCCGUAUGCGGGGCCAGGCUGGAAUGAGAGCCCAGAGGAUCCACACGACGAGCGAUCAUCGUUUUUCGGACCCUCAUUUCUGGGUCGCUCUCCGACGCCUACCCGUGGAGAACGUGCGGGUUCUGUUUCAGCGCAGGGGUUCGGAUCUGCCGAGCGGGCUGUGCAUGGGGAUUCAGGGACAACCGUUGCUCGGAAGCAGCCCUGGGCAGAUACUACUGGUGCUUAUGAAGUGAGCGCUGCUAGAAGGAUUGCCCAGAUUUGCACGGCAGUUGUAUACUGCUUUCUGGCUGCUGGAGUCGUUUUCGGCUUUGCAGCUCUCAAGCCCGUCCUUAUUCGUGAGAAAGUAUAUCGCAACCUCUGCUCCCGGGCGGAGCUCGAGGAAGAUGUCGAUGUCUGCUACGGGCAGGAGAUCCGGCUAAACCUGAUGUUCACCAUCGCCGCUGUAGUAACCAACGUCUCAGCCCUGCCCGUAGGAACAAUCCUAGACGCGUAUGGACCACGAGUGUGUGGGAUCAUCGGUAGUAUCUGUCUCGCUGUAGGAGCAGUACUCUUCGGGACAGCCAACCAGCUUCCAUUCGAUGGAUACGUCCCAGGUUACUUAUUCCUAGCGCUGGGUGGGCCAUUCGUAUUCAUCCCGUCCUUCCAUCUAUCAAACGCGUUCCCUACACGAUCAGGCCUGAUUCUAUCAAUGCUGACAGGCGCCUUCGAUGCGUCAAGUGCUCUAUUCCUGCUCUUCAGACUGUUAAGCGAACACACCCAAGGCCUCGUAUCAGUCAGUAAUUUCUUCGCGGCGUAUCUCGUCGCGCCGGUCUUCAUCAUCGCAGCACAGAUCUUCAUAAUGCCACCAACAUCCUACAAGACUGCGGGCGAGCUCGUGCAACAAGCCGAAGAGCAAGUCGCAGACGAAAUACACGAUCGCGUGGACGACACGGUCGGCGACCGCAGUGAGGGCGAGCGCCAGCGUAUGGACAGACGACUCCGUCGUCAAAGCAUCGUCAGCCAAAUCCAAGGUCUACUAGAGGACGGCACAGCAUCCGUAAUGUCCGGCAACACAAUCAACAACUCCGUCUUCCACACUAACAUCGACACCGAACGCACCGGAGCAACCCAGGGAACUACAGCACCGCACACCCACACGGACCAACAACAACCAACCACCCCCAACCCAGCCCCCGGCGGAAUCUGGGGCGUUCUCCACGGCCACAGCGCACUAUACCAACUCAGCACACCAUGGUUCACACUAAUAACAGCCUUCACAGUCCUAAUGAUGCUACGAAUAAACUACUUUGUCGCAACGCUACGCUCACAAUAUACCUACCUUCUCUCCGCUGAGACAGCAGCCCAAAUAAAUACAACAUUCGACAUCCUCCUCCCAGUCGGCGGGCUCAUUUCCGUCCCAUUUAUCGGUACAUUCCUCGACAUUUUCCAGACGCGCACUGUGCUAUUCAUCCUGGUCAUGUUUGCAACUAUGAUCGGCGUGCUGGGUUGUAUACCGCAUCCGAUCGCGGCGUAUGGGAAUAUCAUUCUCUUCGUAUUGUACCGACCGUUCUAUUACACUGCUGUGUCAGACUACGCGGCUAAGGUGUUUGGGUUUGCGACGUUUGGGAAGGUGUACGGGCUUAUUAUCUGUCUUGCUGGUGUUGGGAAUUUUGCGCAGGCGGGGCUUGAUGCGCUCACAUUGCGGGUUUGGCGGGGGAAUCCUGUUCCUGUUAAUGUUGGGCUUACCGUGUUGGUUGCAGGGGUUGGAGGUGGGCUUGUUGGGUUUGUUGCUUAUCAGACGCGUGUUUUGGCAGGUGGGAAGAGGGGUGAUGGUGAUCAGUAUCAGGAUGUUAGCGAGAGGGAGCCGCUGUUGAGGAAUGAAGUACCUGGGGGAGGGUAUGGGGCUUGA